This is a messenger RNA of Dermacentor silvarum, 3232 nucleotides long. Its product is annotated as maternal embryonic leucine zipper kinase. Gene Ontology annotation, molecular function: tau-protein kinase activity; protein serine/threonine kinase activity; ATP binding. Gene Ontology annotation, biological process: intracellular signal transduction; protein phosphorylation; microtubule cytoskeleton organization. Bases 260 to 3232 code for a protein of 990 amino acids. Gene Ontology annotation, cellular component: cytoplasm. Lineage: Eukaryota; Metazoa; Arthropoda; Arachnida; Ixodida; Ixodidae. The transcript has 18 exons. The record is from RefSeq and is a predicted model, not a curated record.
UUUUUCGAAUGGUUUAAAAUCUAUUCGUGAGCUACUGUAACCCUGUAACCAUGACUGUAACAGCUUAAGAUUAUAUAUAUAUGUAUCCUUGCUGCUUGCGGUAGACAAAUCAAUCCCGUUGUAAACGCAAUAGCUUGUUUGUGUACCACAUUUUAGUUUAAACGUUAGUGUUACCCCACUUCAGUGCGUCUCGAAGAAAAGGCUGUUUGGCGCGCGCGCACUGGCGGCUCGUUUUUGACGUGCAGGGAUCCCGAAAACUAUGCCAGAAAAGCCGAUGAUGGACGAUUUAGACGAGCAGUAUAUUCUACUCGAGACAAUAGGUUCAGGCGGUUUCGCUAAGGUGAAGCUUGGCCUCCACAUCCUGACAGGCGAGAAAGUUGCUGUAAAGAUAAUGGACAAACGUUCUCUUGGCGAGGACUUACCACGAGUGAAGCUGGAGAUAACAGCGCUGAAGGAUCUCAGUCAUCAAAACAUCUGCAAACUUUACCAAGUGAUUGAGACAAGCAGCAAGAUAUACCUUGUUCUGGAGUAUUGCCCUGGAGGCGAGCUCUUUGACUACAUUGUUGAAAAGGAGCGGCUAAGUGAAGGGGAGGCAAGACAUUUCUUCAGGCAGAUAGUCUCGGCUGUGGCAUACAUUCAUUCCCAGGGAUAUGCACACCGAGAUCUUAAACCGGAAAACCUCCUCCUGGAUGAGAACCACAACCUGAAGCUGAUUGAUUUUGGACUUUGUGCAAGGCCUAAGGGGGGAAUGACCACAAACUUGGAGACAUGCUGUGGGAGCCCUGCAUAUGCUGCGCCUGAGUUAGUCAUGGGCCAAGAGUACAUUGGGUCCAUGGUUGAUAUUUGGAGCAUGGGAGUGCUGCUGUAUGCACUGCUAUGUGGAUGCCUUCCCUUUGAUGAUGAGAAUGUAGCUGUCCUGUACAGGAAAAUUCAGCUGGGUGAAUAUGACUGUCCCUUGUGGCUGUCUGAUAGCAGUGUGGAGCUACUGUCUGAAAUGAUGACCGUGGUCCCUGAGAAGCGCAUUGCUAUCACUCAGCUACUUAAUCACCCAUGGCUGGUCAAAGGGUAUGGAUCCCCAGUUAAUCCCAAGAGCACUUACCUGUUGUCUGUCCUUGAUGAAGAAGUGGUUACAGAGUUGGCAGUCAGCUGUGGUCGCUCCAAGAGUUCUGUUGCUAUGGAGCUUUCUCAGUGGAGGUACGACUACAUGACUGCCACUUACCUGCUGCUCGUCCUGAAGAAAAGUCAGGGCAAGGUUUUGAGGCUUGCAUUUCCAGACUCCUACCCCAAGCAAAGGAUGUCAUGCUCGCGCAAGCUGGCCCUGGAUGAGCCCAUCAAAGUCACACCUCCCACGUCACCUCUCCGGAAUUCUUUGGAAAAUGGGUUGGACAAUGCUCAACUGUUGACACUGGGCAGCCCUCCACUGAGGAGUGUUGUCAAUGGCGCCUGCACUAAUGACCUAGCAGCAUCAGCCAAGAAAGAGAAUCUCGCACAAUCUGUCGAGCCAAUGGAUGUGGACAGCAAUGACAAGGAGAACUUUGCUCAGCCGCGUGUUCCAACCCCGAAGCGAAGGACUUACAAGGCUGUACAGGAGGCAUCAGUGCUGGUCCCUCACAAUGGAGCCAACGUUUCCGGGCCGAGUACGCCGGUCGCCAAAGGCCGUCCUCCCUCGGCUGACGCGGAGUUCCGGCAGAGCCCCCUGCGAACUCCCGACGGCGGCCGGUCGGCGGCUGCGGCAUCGGUGGUCCGAACGCCGGACGUGUCCAAGUUGGCCGAAGGGGCCUCCUUCUCGCAGCGUGGCAGCUCGGCCAAGCGCGUCUUCGGCUCCAUUGAGAAAGGCCUGGACAGAAUGCGCCUGAUGCUGACGCCUCGCCGGAGGCUGGGCUCAGCCGCCGGCGCUCAGGAUGCACCCAGGAAGGUCAAGGUGAUGCAAAACGUCUCUACUAUGCCCGCGGUGCUGACCCCCGACCAGGUUCUGGACUCCCUGCGCACAGCUCUGCUCCGCAAAGGCAUCAUCUGCAAGCAGAACAGCUCUCUUCGAACCUGCUGCUCCCUUCCGAACAACUUGAGCCAUCGCCAUGUGAACCACAAGUCAUGCACGACCUGCGCUGCCAACCGCUGCUUCGUCUUCGCUGAGAUCUCCCUAAGGAACAACUUCCUCUCGGCCAACUUCAAGCACCACCAAGUCAGUCCAGGAUGGCCGGCCCUGGCGGGUCUGAGUGGCAGCGUGGUUUCCUUCACGCCCAAGAUGCAGCGCAGGCAGUCGUUCGUGCUGGUUCACUGGCUGCUCAUGGAGCACCACUGCAUCCAGUUCGUGGUGCUGCGCGAGCCGCGCAUCUCGCAAAACCACUUUCUGUUCCGGGAUCGCCGUCGGCGGAGCCGCCACCUGAGCCAUGUCAAGCUGGGCCACUACCUGCUGGACGACUAUCAGCGCCGAGAUUUCAUCGACGCGCUCCGCUCCACGCUGACCACGCUCGACACACUGGAGCGUGAGCUUCUCAAGCAGUCUGAGCAUGCACAUGCUGUGCGAGCUGUUCGGCAGGUGCGAAGCCCUGCGCCUGGCCACCGCCGCGGCCCCGCCCACAGCCGGUUACACGAGUACGCCGUAUACCUAGUCGACAAAUGUCCCAGCCCGUGCCCGUCGGUCAACCAGCUCUCUUCGAAGCUGCGCUACCUUCCGAGCACCCCGAGCCAACGCCGGCUGAACCACGACAAGUUGUGCAUGUUCUGCGCGGUCAACGAUUACUUCGUCAUGGCGGCGUUUUCACUAUGGAACGAGUUCCUGUGGGUCAACUUCGAGCUACGCGAACGCAGGCACUCGUUCGUGCUAGUGCACUGGCUGCUUAUGGAGCACCGCUGCAUCCAGUUCGCGGAGCUGUGUGAGCCGCGCUGCAGUGCCGUGCCUCGAGAUCUGCGCAGCAUAAGCGUCGACCAGCUGUUUGCUGUGGUCAACUCCAGCCACGUGCUGGACGGCUUGGUGUUCCGCAGUGCCGUGACUGAAAAGCACAUCGGGGUCGUCUACAAGACGCAGAUCGGAAUCUCGAACCAGACCAGCCUCCAAGACUACCACCACGUCAAGAGGACCACAGGCUAUCACACAUACACUGUCCAAGAAGCACGCAUGGUCAUCCUGACGAGCAUACAGUUGACAACCAUCAACCAUACCCUCACGGACUCUGGCAUCGACCAUGUCCUUAUCGACAUUGGGCCUAUAGACCGUGGUGAUCCGCGGUGA